GCCUUCGCUCAUCUCGUUUGUUUGUGCUGGUCCUCCACAGGAUGGGCGCGGAAGGAACGGCGGCCGCGAGUUCCCGCGCCGGAGGCUAGCUGCGGUCUCCCGCUCGCUGCUGCUUUGGGGCCGCGUGGCUGGGCUGCCACUGAAGAGAGCCAUCGCUUCUUCCGAGCCGGGUUCCGAAGACGACGCCUCCCCGACCACGGAACAGGCCGAGCGGGCCUACGCGCGCUCCACGCCCCUUUCCAGCAGGCCCGGCGCCCCCACUUGGGUUCCGGGACCCCAGGGCUCACGCCUACUCAGGCCCCCCACCGCUUUUUCUUUUCCCCGCCAAAUUAGGUUUUUCUUCCCCACAGUUGCAUCCAGUGGCUUCAGAGCUCCGGAAAGUUUCGGAUGAACCCAUCUCAACAUUUAGAAAUGGGUCUCUCGAAACUGGGAGACCUGGAGAGCCGCCCUUAGGGCUCCGGGUCGCGGCUUCUUCGUUCUUUCAUUCUCCAAAAUUGAGGAGACCCUUCUCGUCUACUCAAACUCACUACUGCCGGAGGUACCAUGGCACCCAAGCCGUGGAGUGAGUGGAGCAUGGUGCUGUCCCACAUGGCGCUGGGAGCGGUGUCUCUGCAUGCAGCCGUGAGCACUGCCCAGGCAAGUCGAGGUGCUGCUGCUGGCUUCCUGCUCCAGGCCUUGGCUGCUGCCACCAUGCUGACCCGAGGGCUGGGCACAGGUGAAGACUGUCUUGCUGGAGACUGGGUGGCCACUGUCAUAGGCCUGCCCCUUCUGGCCUUCGAUUUCCACUGGUGCACUAACGGUCACUUGAUGUGCGCUGGCUGUUUUAUCCACCUACUAGCAGAUGCCCGGCUGAAGGAGGAGCAGGCCACGUGCCCCAACUGCCGCUGUGAGAUCAGCAAGAGCCUCUGCUGCCGCAACCUGGCCGUGGAGAAGGCCGUGAGCGAGCUGCCCUCCGAGUGCGGCUUCUGCCUGCGCCCAUUUCCCCGCUCCCUUCUGGAGAGGCACCAGAAAGAGGAGUGCCAGGACAGGGUGACUCAGUGCAAGUACAAGCGCAUCGGCUGCCCGUGGCACGGCCCCUUCCACGAGCUGACAGUGCACGAGGCCGCGUGCGCCCACCCGACCAAGACGGGCAACGAGCUGAUGGAGAUCCUGGACGAGAUGGACCAGAGCCACCGCAAGGAGAUGCAGUUGUACAACAGCAUCUUCAGCCUGCUCAGCUUCGAGAAGAUCGGCUACACAGAGGUCCAGUUCCGGCCGUACCGCACGGACGACUUCAUCACACGCCUGUACUACGAGACGCCGCGGUUCACGGUGCUGAGCCAGACGUGGGUCUUGAAGGCACGUGUGAACGACUCAGAGCGCAACCCCAACCUCUCGUGCAAGCGCACCCUCUCCUUCCAGCUGCUCCUCAAGAGCAAGGUCACGGCGCCCCUGGAGUGUUCCUUCCUGCUGCUCAAGGGCCCGUACGAUGAUGUGAAGAUCAGCCCCGUCAUCUACCACUUCGUCUUCACCAACGACAGCAAUGAGACGGACUACGUGCCGCUGCCCAUCGUCGACUCCGUGGAGUGCAACAAGCUGCUGGCUGCCAAGAACAUCAACCUGCGGCUCUUCCUGUUCCAGAUACAGAAGUAGGCGGCCGCCGUGCUGCCCACAGCCCCCCAGCAGCGGCCCCGCAGUGCCGCCCUACCAGCUUGACAGAGGCGGAGGGACACGGUGACACUGGGGCAGUCUGCAUGUGUGCGCGCAGCUGUGAGCGCCCACCGCCACGCCCCCCGCCCCACCUCCCUGUCCAGGUCACUGGAGGCUGGGACCCUGCAGAGGAGCCCACGGCCUGGGGCAGGGCAAGGCGCAGCGCAGGGGACCUGCCGGGCCCCCACCACUCGGCGAAGCGGCUCCUGGGCCGGGCUCGGGGCACUGACAUCAGACGGCAUAUUUGAUUGCGAUUAAAAAGGCACCUUGUUUCCUA
Messenger RNA from Pteropus alecto (black flying fox), 1966 nucleotides. RefSeq names its product cysteine and histidine rich 1 (gene ZFTRAF1). NCBI's taxonomy places the organism in Eukaryota, Metazoa, Chordata, Mammalia, Chiroptera, Pteropodidae. The transcript is spliced from 5 exons. Gene Ontology annotation, cellular component: nucleus. The coding region runs from base 544 to 1632 and encodes 362 amino acids. The record is from RefSeq and is a predicted model, not a curated record.